Messenger RNA from Stylonychia lemnae, 1500 nucleotides. NCBI's taxonomy places the organism in Eukaryota, Ciliophora, Spirotrichea, Sporadotrichida, Oxytrichidae. The record is from the annotation of a GenBank genome assembly.
AUGAAAAUAAUAUUCAAUGUUAGUUUUCUAAUAAUUGAAAAAGUUAACAAUCUCACAUGCUUUGGAGACUCAACAGGUAAUUUCCCUCUAGUUUUGGGUGGAAUUAAAGAUCAAACGAAGUAUGUAUCAAUUGAUAUGGAUUCAAAUGAUAAUAUAUUAAUGUCUGGCUGGACAAAGAGUUGGGAUUUAUCUGGAACAUCUACUACAUUGCCAAUCCUAGUGAUUCUAGACAGGGCAGGCACUUAUACAUUAAGCAUGAGAUACCAUUUUAGCACAGCAGGCGAAUUUUCUACUGCUAAAUAUAGAUCAUCUGACGAGACUUAAAUUGUGGGUAUAUUGGGAACUACAUCAUAUGAGCUAAAAAUAUAUCUCAUAUCAGCAUCAGAUGGUUCUAUUUUAGCGAAAUACGCCACUUAAUCUAAUGUAGCUCUGAAGGUUUCUAUUGCAAACGAUUGCUUUGUAAUUAACGGUGAUCGAAUGUACCUAGCAAUGAGAACAGGUAGUGGAUAUACCUAAAUAAUGGGUUUUUAAAUGACAACAGCUGAUAUAUUAGUAGAUUUUUAUAAGUAAGCGGCUCAAAGUUCUUCUUCUAAUAAUCAAUUUGACUCAAUGUAUUUGUUUGGAAGUAACUAAUAGCUGCUUUUGAGUGGAUACAUUAGAAACGGAGGCUAAAAUUAUUGGACAUUAUGGUCUUUUAAAAUAUCUGACUAAUCUAACUUGAUAAACUUGGCUUUUCGCUCGUCCAAUAUGCAGUCAUAGAAAAUGAUUUAUAAAAAUGAUGGCAUUACGAAUCAUGUAUACAGAGUGGGAUCCAAUUCAAAUUCUAAACUCUAUUUUAACUAUGUAGUAGUUGAUGAUGGAGGAAUAGUAAGUUCUUAAUAUCUCUACUAGUACGACUUUAGUGAUAGUGCUUCUUGUAAGAGCAUCCAUGCAGAUUCAGCAUCUACUUCCUUAGAUUCAAGAAAAGAUAACUCUCUUAAAUUUCUCUCUGCCGCACUUAUGUCUGCUGAUAUAUCCUAAAGUUGUCUUAAUAGAGAUGAGUCAACUUAUACUGAAGUUAUAAUUGAUUCAGUAACAUUAACUGCUGAUACAUGCCCUGAUACUUUCAAUAAUGAUAAGACUCUAAUAACUAUUACUUAUACAGACACCUCAAAUAAUGCUAUCUCAAAGGGUAGUCUAACAAGCACAACCCUCAUCUACCAGUCAUGGUGUAGUGCCUCCUAGCCUGUUCCUCAGUCUGUUGCGGUCAGUGAUGGUAUUUAUGAGAUAUUCAGUGGAAAUAAAUGGUUUCCAUUCACUCAAUUUACAACCGAUUUAGGCUGUUCUGAUGCAACAUGGACAUAUAGUUUUGCAAUUACUUUUGAUGGAACUUCACAAGGCACAAAUCCUUUUUCUUAUGAUACUAACACACCACUUUAAUUAAAGGCAGCUAGCACUACGGAAGCACAUGCUGGAACCUACUCUAUUAAACAGCUACUGCUACAUUUAAUAUUGUUGUGA